UUUGCAAUUUAUGUUCAUGUCACCAUGUUUCUCAGCUCUCCUUCAGUGAUGAACAGGCUCAAGACUGUUUCCCGCCAUUUGUCAUCGUCACGCGCGGAAUUUCAGCCUUGCAGCGCGCGCGCUCCAGCUGACCCUCAAGAUGUGGUGAUCGUUCACGGUUUACGGACUGCUAUAGGGAGGGCCAAGAAAGGCUCGUUCAAGGACACGACCCCAGACGAGCUGCUGAGUGCAGUGAUGAUAGCGGUGCUGAGGGACGUGGGACUGUCCCCGGAUAAACUCGGGGACGUGUGUGUUGGUAAUGUGUUACAGCCGGGUGCAGGAGCUGUGAUGGCCCGGAUUGCACAAUUCAUCAGUGGCUUUCCAGAAACGGUGCCUGUGUACACGGUAAACCGUCAGUGUUCGUCUGGAUUACAAGCGCUUCUUAACAUCGCAGGUGGUAUCAGGAAUGGGUUUCAUGACCUGGGCCUUGCAUGUGGGGUGGAGAGCAUGUCUCUGCGUUCUGUUGGAAACCCGGGAGAUCUCAGCUCCAGACUGAUGGAUAAUGAAAAGGCCAGAGAGUGUCUCAUUCCCAUGGGAAUCACUUCAGAGAAUGUUGCAGAGAGAUACGGAGUCACCAGAGAGAAGCAGGAUUCAUUUGCUUGCAGCUCUCAGCACAAGGCAGCUCAGGCUCAGAAACAGGGUCUAUUCGAGCAGGAGAUUGUUCCAGUUACCACCAAGUUUGUGGAAGAGAACGGGAUCGAGCGCACAAUCACGGUCACCAAGGACGACGGCAUCCGACCAGGCACCACCAUGGCGGGUCUGGCCAAACUGCGCCCUGCAUUCAAGGAGGAUGGCAGCACCACGGCAGGUAAUUCCAGUCAGGUGAGUGAUGGAGCAGCAGCUGUUUUGAUGGGUCGCAGGUCUGCGGUAGAGGCUCUUGGUCUGCCGGUGUUAGGAAUUCUGAGAGGCGGUGCCGUGGUGGGCGUUCCUCCAGACGUGAUGGGCAUCGGGCCAGCCUACGCCAUUCCAGCCGCCCUCGAGAAGGCAGGUUUGACUGUCAAUGAUGUUGAUGUCUUUGAGAUCAAUGAAGCCUUUGCUAGUCAGGCGGUUUACUGUGUAGAGAAAUUAGGCAUCCCAAUGGAGAAAGUAAACCCCAGUGGUGGUGCCAUUGCUUUGGGUCACCCGCUGGGCUGCACAGGAGCUCGCCAGGUCGUGACCUUACUCAACGAACUCAAACGCAGGGGCAGGAGAGCCUACGGCGUGGUGUCCAUGUGCAUCGGAACUGGCAUGGGAGCCGCUGCAGUCUUCGAGUAUCCUGGACCUUGAAGAAGAUCGGAGUCCGAUACAGCACGAUGAGAAGCUUCUAAAAGAAGCAUGUUGAUUCCAUUGUGAUCAUGAGGAACGUGUGGAAUUUGCGAACUCUAAUUAAACACUUAUGUAAGAA
This is a messenger RNA of Ictalurus punctatus (channel catfish), 1423 nucleotides long. It is a transcript of the gene acaa1, whose product is annotated as acetyl-CoA acyltransferase 1. Gene Ontology annotation, biological process: fatty acid beta-oxidation; phenylacetate catabolic process. Lineage: Eukaryota; Metazoa; Chordata; Actinopteri; Siluriformes; Ictaluridae. Gene Ontology annotation, molecular function: acetyl-CoA C-acyltransferase activity. The record is from RefSeq and is marked provisional. Gene Ontology annotation, cellular component: peroxisome.